Molecule: messenger RNA, 294 nt
Organism: Ilex paraguariensis (yerba mate)
Lineage: Eukaryota; Viridiplantae; Streptophyta; Magnoliopsida; Aquifoliales; Aquifoliaceae
Source: the annotation of a GenBank genome assembly
AUGGCAAAAUUUCGGAAUUCUUCUACAGCUGGAAACUGUACAGCUGAUUUGAAGGCUGUUGCUAGGAGUUAUCUCUCUCAGCUGCUUAAGCUCGAUAUCCUCUUUACAGCUGGCCAGUUUGAAUUAACACUCCAGCUGAACUUCUCCUUCAGCUGGAGUUUGCUACAUCCUCCUAUUUUAUUGGCUGCCUCAGCUCUUUCAAUGCAGCUGGACUCCUAUUUAACUGGCCUAUCCUUUACCAGCCGACCACUUAGGAAUUUAAAAGCUACAUGUUUAGGACUCGGUGUAAUUUGA